This is a messenger RNA of Gorilla gorilla gorilla (western lowland gorilla), 470 nucleotides long. RefSeq names its product keratin-associated protein 3-3. Lineage: Eukaryota; Metazoa; Chordata; Mammalia; Primates; Hominidae. Gene Ontology annotation, molecular function: structural molecule activity. Gene Ontology annotation, cellular component: keratin filament. The record is from RefSeq and is a predicted model, not a curated record. The coding region runs from base 79 to 375 and encodes 98 amino acids. The transcript has a single exon.
AAAGGAGAGAUAUUCACACCUCAGAAGCCUUAUCCUUCUUUUCAAUCAAACCCACAAAUACCACAGAUUCCGAUAGCCAUGGAUUGCUGUGCCUCUCGCGGCUGCAGUGUCCCCACCGGGCCCGCCACCACCAUCUGCUCCUCCGACAAAUCCUGCCGCUGUGGAGUCUGCCUGCCCAGCACCUGCCCACACACAGUUUGGUUACUGGAGCCCACCUGCUGUGACAACUGUCCCCCACCCUGCUACAUUCCUCAGCCCUGCGUGCCCACCUGCUUCCUGCUCAACUCCUGCCAGCCAACUCCAGGGCUGGAGACCCUCAACCUCACCACCUUCACUCAGCCCUGCUGUGAGCCCUGCCUCCCAAGAGGCUGCUAAUGGAAGGCUACUUUGCUCAGUGCCUGAGAUUGAAAAAGUCAACAUAGAAGCUUUAGCGUUCACCUAUCUCAGUACCUACAACUAAUGUACUCUGC